Messenger RNA from Hymenoscyphus albidus, 3314 nucleotides. Lineage: Eukaryota; Fungi; Ascomycota; Leotiomycetes; Helotiales; Helotiaceae. The record is from the annotation of a GenBank genome assembly.
CCGUAGUGAUGGCCAUUGGUGCCAUUGGUGCCCAAAAAUCAACAACACAUUCAUGGAGCCUCCUCCACCACCAAAUCAAAUCAUUUUUCAGCCAGGCGUCAUAAACACCAUCCAGGGGAAACGAUCUCUCUUUCUUCACGGCGCAUCGCAUCGUAUCGCACCACACAUCACGAUCCUCGCGCAUACCACGAAACUGCCACGACUCUCAUCCAUUGACUGUCCCUGCAUUUUCUGGAUAGGCCGUCUCGCAAAGGUACAACAACCACAGGCUCGCAACUAGAUUUGCGCCUCUUUGUCCAGGUAUGCAACCCCCUUUUCGCGGAUGUUCUCCAGUAUUGCACCACUGCUGGGAGAUGGCACCAAAUCCCUUUGCCUCAACAUAUCAUUCUGCCCUCGCCCGAGUGCCCCUGCGCCGAUGGCGGGGCAUCUCCUCAAGUUGUUGCGCAAGCUAACUAAACGUAUCCCAGGCCUACAAUCUCUCUCAACACUGGUCCCCGGGUCCAGUAUGGCGGACGCACCAGAAGAGGACUUCAGUUCUCUCCCGCUGCCCGAUAGAUUCCAGCAUAAGGUAGGCAAUACCCCUCCUGGGCAUGUCUGAGCUGGUCGCUGACCUUCUCCAUAGUUGUGGAAAGUCCGCAAAGAUGGUUAUGUAGACGCAGCGAAGCAAUUCGAGGUUACACCAGAUGAGCACGAUCCAACAUUUCGACCAUUUCUACAAGAUCCUGGAUUAUGGAAGGGAGCGGCUGCAGAUUCCAAUGUCGCGGCACAACAAGAAGGUAUUGCGGCAUUAUGUGCCUUCUUGAAAUUUGGAGGGCGUGAGGGCUGUACAAGGUACGACAGCCAACCAACUUCUGAGACCGGCAUUUAACAGCAUUUUCUAUAGAACCAGGAGUCAUACAAUAACCCCUCUAGUGGAGAAAGGCCUUUCCUCCACAAGAGCUGCCACCAAAGUGUCAUCCUUGGAAGCUCUUUUACUAUACAUUGAAUUAGAUACUGCCGGUCCGGUAAUCGAAGAACUGCUUCCCGCUCUUUCACACAAACAACCUAAAAUUAUUGCGGCAACACUAGCGGCGCUGACAGCCAUUAUUCAUAAUUACGGUUGUAAAACCGUCGACCCGAAACCAAUUCUCAAAGUACUUCCCAAGCCAUUCGGCCAUGCCGACAAAAAUGUACGAGCAGAAGCCACCAAUUUGGCCAUUGAACUUUAUCGAUGGUUAAGGGAAGCCAUGAAGCCCAUGUUCUGGGGUGACCUGAAGCCCACGCAACAAACGGAUAUGGAAGCCCAUUUUGAGAAGAUAAAGGCAGAGCCCAUGCCAAAGCAAGAACGAUUACUCCGCUCGCAGCAGGCCGCAAUAGAGCGAGCCCCAGCGCCAGGUGCAGAGGAAGAAGAAGAAGAUGACCUUGAGGGCGAAGGGGUGGAGGUGGACGUCUUUGAUUUGGCUGAACCCCAAGAUGUACUUGCAAAGGUGCCACCUGAUUUCCAUGAUAAUCUGGCCUCGUCCAAAUGGAAAGAGCGCAAAGAGGCACUGGAGGCUUUAUUUCAGGCCCUGAAUGUUCCAAGAAUCAAGGACGGUGACUUUAAUGAGAUAAUCAGAGGCUUAGCAAAAUCAAUGAAGGACGCCAACAUUGCUGUUGUUAUCCAAGCAGCACAGUGUAUAGAACUUCUUGCUAAGGGGCUGAGAAAAGGUUUUGCCAAACACCGGUCGGUUAUCAUGGGCCCGAUGAUGGAGAGACUUAAGGAGAAGAAGGCGACCGUUCAAGACGCUCUUGGGUCAGCCCUAGACCAGGUUUUUGCCGCUACUAGUCUUACGGAGUGUCUUGAAGAGAUGCUUGAAUUUCUCAAACACAAGAAUCCCCAGGUGAAGGAAGGCUCGAUGAAGUUCCUGAUUCGAUGCUUAAGAACAACUCGGGAAGCACCAAUCAAAACUGAGGUAGCUUCUAUUUGUGAAGCGGCAAAGAAACUCCUUGCUGAAUCAGGUGAAGUGCUAAGAUCAGGCGGAGCAGAAAUUCUCGGUACAGUGAUGAAAAUAAUGGGUGAGAGAGCUAUGGGUUCUUAUCUUGAGGGUUUGGAUGAGAUCAGAAAGACGAAAAUCAAGGAAUACUUUGAGACUGCAGAGGUCAAGGCAAAGGACAAGCCAAAGCCAAAGCCACCUCCACCUGCAGCUAAAGCCGCAGCAGCAGCAGCACCUAGAAAGGUGGUCAAAAAGGUUCCUGCUGGUACCAAGAAGCCUGCGCCAAAACCUGCCCCAGCAAGUGUCUACGCUCAAGAAGCACCUUUGGCCCCCCAACCAUCGGGUAGAACCUCGAAACUCGGUGGACUAAAGCCUCCGGGUGGACUCAAAGCUCCUUUGAAACGGGCUCUCCCAGGUCCUGGUGGUGCUGCUCCAUCUGCCUCGCCUGCCCGACGUCCUGUAGUUCGACCAGAAACACCUGAAGAAGAAGCGCCUCCACCUCCUCGCUUAGGCGUCGGUGGAAGAGGUCUUGCUGGUCGUUCUCUUGCUAAAGCACCCGCCGCAUCAGCUCCUCCGGCUUCUUCAAUGUCACCUCCGCCAAAUCCAGGUAUGUCUGCUGCUGAUAGAGCAGAACUAGAAGAGCUUCGUCUCGAUAAAGAUCGUCUUCUACGGCAAGCCGACGAUUAUCGCCAAGAACGCUCGAAGCUCAAUUCCGAGAUUGGCGAAUUGAAAAAUCAAAAUGCACAAUUGAUCGAAGACCACACUAGAGACGUUCUAUCCAUCAAGGCUAAAGAAACACAACUCGUACGGGCAAGAUCAGAUUGUGAAGCCGCAGAAGCAAUGUGUGGUCAACUUCGAAGAGAAAUGGAGAGACUCAAGCGGGCUCUUACGUCGGCGGAACGCGUCAAUAGUCCGCCUGCAAGUCUCUCUAGUCCUGGUCGUGAGUCAGCUAAUGAAGAUACUGGUAUCUACCGCGAUUCGGGCAUGUAUGGUGGAGGACAGGAUCGAUCAGGAUACGGAAAUUCAAGAAUGGGUAGAGCAUCAUACACAUCUACCCUCAGCGAGGAAAAAGAAAAUACUGGCGAUGGUUUGACGGCUCAAUAUGGUCGUGCUAAGCUAAGUCCGGAACAGGGGAACGGUCGAAAUAGCGCUGCUAGUGGCAGUGGGGGAAGGAAUAGCCCUGCGCCGUCGUACGGUUCUCGAAAUCCUCGAGAUACAAUGAAUGACAACGGAAGGGAUGGUGGCAGUGCGGGUAAUGGACAGGAAAGCUGGAAGAGAGCUGCAGAAGUUACAAGCGCUCUGAAGUUGAAGAUCGAACAGAUGAAGGCAAGUUGUUCCAAACAUUCAACCAAUACCAAAAAC